This is a messenger RNA of Manis pentadactyla (Chinese pangolin), 1354 nucleotides long. RefSeq names its product arginine vasopressin induced 1 (gene AVPI1). Bases 464 to 910 code for a protein of 148 amino acids. NCBI's taxonomy places the organism in Eukaryota, Metazoa, Chordata, Mammalia, Pholidota, Manidae. The record is from RefSeq and is a predicted model, not a curated record. The transcript has 3 exons.
CUUGCUCCGAGCUGACGCCCAGGCUCGGCGGGGGAUUGGCUGCUCCAGGGCUGGGGAGUUCUUUCUCCGGGGAGCCGCGGCUGUGGCAGAGGUGGCUCUCCUCGCGCAGCCAGGUACGUAGGUCGGCAGUCCGGCUCGCGUUGCGGUGGGAGCAGGCGGGCGGGCCAUCAGUACCAGCGUGCCGCUGGGACCCGAACCCCCAGAUCCACUGAGGGCUUGUCGUAGUACGAAGCGGUCACAUCUGAGCUCCGGGAGCCGACCUGUGCUGGUAUGUCGCCGUGUGACCUCUACCAGGAUCCCCCGCCCAAGCUGUCCUGUGUGUGAAGGCCGCCCGGUCUUUGUGAACACCGACGCGGCAAGAAGCCCAAAGCUGCGCCCGCCUUUCGUUGGGGUGGGCGUAUCUUAGCUUGCCCCAUCCGGAUUUGAGGUCUGCCGGCGCUGCCCUUUAGCGUGAGCACCCAGGAUGGGCACCCCAGCCUCUGUGGUGAGCGAGCCGUCCCCCUGGCAGGCCCCAGCUGAAGCCCGGAGCCGCAAGCAGGCCUUAGCCAACAUCUUCCAGGACGCUGAGCUACUGCAGAUCCAGGGCCUGUUUCAGCACAGUGGGGACCAGAUGGCUGAGGAACGGGCACAGAUCAUCUGGGAGUGUGCAGGGGACCACCGUGUGGCAGAGGCCUUAAGGAGGCUGCGUAGGAAGAGGCCUCCACGGCAGAAACCCCUGGGCCACUCACUACACCACUGCAGCCGCCGCAGAAUCCACGAGCACUGCUCUCCACUGGCUGACCCACAGAGCAUUGUCACAGAGACGGCUUCCAGGGAUCAGUAUCUGAACUCUAGGAGGACAAGUGCCAGGAUCCGCCGGAACUGGAGAAAGCCAGGUCCUACAAGUUAUCUGCAUCAAAUCAGACACUGAUCCAAGGAAAGGGCUGGGAACAGCAGUAUCUUACCCAGGAAUCAUAAGGACUUUUGCCAAAGGGCUGAGGGAAGUGAAGCGGGCAGAGAGCCUUGAGGCAGGCAGCCCCAUCUGGGUAAAUUAAAGACCGCUGCCACGGGCCUACUCCUUUGAGAACAGGACUGGAGGUGUCCACUGCGUGCUGUUAUGUGGGACCCAUUCCUCACCACACUGAGGAGAAACAGUGACCAUUUCUGCCUCAGCCCUUCCCCAUCUAACACUAAACCUGGGCUGCAUGAUAUUCCCCAAGUGAUGGGCACUCAGACAGAGCAUCUGACCACUCCUGCAACUAACCCUCCUGCUACUACUGUGACCUGUGGUCGAGCAGUGUGUCCCACACCCCUGUCAGGCCAGCACAAGCAGCCUGUGGUUUGAGUGGCAAAAUAAAAAUAUUUGCCUCAGUAA